CAUUGUGUGUUUAAAGAAUUACAUAAUUUUGUUAUGUAACGUAAUAUUACGUAGAUGUUUGGAAAAUACACCUUAUCUCAAUAUAUUUUUAGACGGCCGUUAUUAUAUAUAUAGACACCGGUUUGUUAUUGUUAUCCGGCCAUUUUAUACCACGAAAAUUCACGCACAACCGCGGCGGCGCGGCCAGUAAUCGUUAAACGGUAUUGUCAUUUGCCAGUUAUCGUUAUGACUUGUGAGGUUAUAAAAUUAUUAAAAUUCAGUUAUUAUUUUCAUGUCAUGUCAAUGUGACUAUUGCGACUGUUGUCUACUUUCCGCGUGUUUAAUACGAUUUACGUUUGCGGAUUACGGUUUAACCUUUUGUACCUUCUUAUUGUGUUUGUUUGGUAGUAAUUGUGAUUUACGCCCACCUCAUAUAUAGCCUAGGUAUAUCGCAUCAUGGCAAACUUCAUUAAAAAGGGUCGUAAUAGUAUGAAAUGGGUCGUUGUAAAGUUUAUUGACGGUAAAGACUUUAGUGUGAUCCCAACAAAUUGGUUGGUCGAAACAGAUUUAGAGAAUUUGUCCAAGUGUUCUGUUAAAUAUUGUAAAUGGCCACCAAUAAGAGUGACUAGUGAUGAUUUAAAGUUUGCUGAAGACCCAGAUGAUUCAUGGAAACUGUACAAAAUUAAAGUGCUUGAUGGUAAUAAAACUUAUGGAAAUUUUGCUAAGGCUUGGCACAAGCAUGUACUAGAAUCAACAGAUGAUGAGGAAAUUUCUAAUAAAAAACGAAAACGUCGUAGUUCUUCAAGUAGUGAUGAUUCAUGCAUUGGAGAUAAUGGUUAUAAUAUUGCGCCUGCUGUAGCUAGUAGUAUGAUAAGUUCUGAACCAAUUAGAGAAUUACAAGAAAUGUCGUACAUAAAUCUGCAACCGCCUAAUGCUCUAACAUCUACAAAAUAUGCUAACAAAAAUUUAAAUAUUGACACAGUGAAAGAUACUUUAAUUCAAACAUCAAAAAUUCUAACUUCGUCUAUUUCAGACUUACAAGUGCCUUUCAUUGAAGAUCAUAAUCAAUGUUUCUCUAAUUCACCGAUGUUAAUUUCUGCUAAUGAUAACGAUUAUUCACCGUUGCAAAAUUUAAAUUUGGAACAAAAUGAAAGUUUAUUGAGUUCAAAAACCGAUGGUUAUUUAAGCCAUUUAUCUUUGCCAAAUACAUUUGAUGAAGAUUCAUCAAUAUCUUGUAGGAGAGUCAAACAUAUUGGAAGCAUUUCUAACCGCCAGUUUCAGAGGAGAAUCAAAACUCAAAUAGCACUGUCAUUAGUGAAUACAAUAUCGGUUAAAAAGCCUUUUAAUGAGCAAAAUAAUAAGCAACAAUUCAAUGAACAAAUUAAUUUAGAAUCAGUAAACAAUGAACUAGAAGAGCCAGUGUUUCCUAUAAUAGCACAUCAAAUUUCAAACCAUAUAAAUAUUAAUGAUGCUUCAAACAAUGUUCAAUCCAUUUUAAAUGAAGAAUCAUUAGUAGUUGCUAAAAAUUUUGAAGUCUCAAAUCAAGAUAUAGUAAAACGUUUUCGUAAGUGGAUUGUAGACUUCAAUGUAUCACAUAGAUGUGCUAAUGAAAUGUUAUCCAUUUUAUGUAGUACGGGUUUAAAACUUCCAAAAGAUGUUAGAACUAUUCUAGGCCAACAUAAAACUAAUCAUUUGAUUGUUGAAAUUGAAAAUGGGUCAUAUCUAGAUUUAGGUAUCGUAAACAUGAUUAAACCACAUUUAAUUAAACAAAUAAAAUGUAUUCCUGAUAAUAUAACAAUUAAGUUGAGCUUCAAUAUUGACGGUUUACCACUUGCAAAAAGUUCAAAAACUCAAUUUUGGCCAAUUCUAUUGUCAUUUGUAAAUUUACCUCAUUUUGUAAAUAAAAUUUUUCCAGUAGGUAUUUACCAUAGUUUUAAAAGCAAACCUGGUAAUGUUAAUGAAUUUUUUAGACCAUUUUUAAACGAGAUUCAAAAUCUUAUAACUCAUGGAAUUAAAAUUGAAAAUAAAAUAAUACGUUUUGAAAUUUUUCACAUUGUAGCAGACGCCCCAGCAAAAGCAUUUUUAUUAAAAGUUAAAAAUCAUAAUGGGUAUUUUGGUUGUAACUCCUGCGAAGUAGAAGGUGAUUUUAUUGAUAAUAAAGUUUGUUUUUUAAAUUUGUGUGCACCAUUACGUACUAAUGAUUCAUUUCGAUCAAAGUCCAAUAUAGAAUACCAUAAGGAGGGAUUAAGUCCUCUGAUAGAACUACCUUUAGACAUAACAACCACUGUAGUUCUUGAUUAUAUGCAUUGUGUGUGCCAAGGAGUCAUGAAACGGCUUCUAGAGUUUUGGGUAAGAGGUAAAAAACCAAUUAGAAUUUUAGAAGAGAAAAAAGAUAUAAUUUCUCUAUCUCUUUUAAAUAUAAGAAAAUUUGUACCAUCUGAGUUUGCACGUCUACCAAGAUCAUUAGAUGAUCUUGAGUAUUGGAAAGCAACCGAAUUUCGUGAAUUUCUUUUAUACACUGGAGUAAUUGUAUUAAAAUCAAAUUUAAAAAAAGAUAUGUAUAAACAUUUUUUACUUUUAUUAGUGUCCAUUCGAAUACUAUGUUCAAAUGACUUUUGUCAAAAAUAUAAUGAUUUAGCUUUAAAACUUUUAAAAAUAUUUGUUCAAAACUAUUCAUCAAUUUACGGCCCACAAUUUAUUAAUUACAACGUCCACAGUUUGAUACACCUACCAUUUUUUGCUAAUUUACAUGGAUCUUUAGAUAAUUUUAGUGCAUUUAAGUAUGAAAAUUACCUCCAAUUUCUGAAAAAAUCUAUGAAAUGUUGUAAAUACCCCCUUUCCGAAAUCAAAAAUAAAAUUAUUGCAUCUGAAAAAGAAGAACUGUUAAAUAUUUCUACUGAUGAUAAUAAUAUAUUAAAGUCAUUUAAAAUUAAUGAAAAAAUUUCAAAUUUUAGUUUUAUUCAUUAUAAUCAAAUAAAUCUCAAAUCUAAUAAUUUUGUUUUGAGCUGUAGCAAUCCCAAAGAUCAAUUCGUUAAAGUACUAACAGUAGAAGAUUUAUUUUCAAAACCAAUACCUAGUAUGAAUAUUGGAAUUUAUUUAGUAAAUAGUAAUAAUAAUGUGUCAAACCCUUAUCAAAUCCUUUUAAGUGAUGUGAAAUUCAAAUGUUUUUUUUCUCAGCUCCUUCAUAACCAAGCUGUUAUUAUUUCAUUAUGUCACAGUGUCUGA
This is a messenger RNA of Rhopalosiphum padi (bird cherry-oat aphid), 3204 nucleotides long. RefSeq lists its product as uncharacterized. Lineage: Eukaryota; Metazoa; Arthropoda; Insecta; Hemiptera; Aphididae. The record is from RefSeq and is a predicted model, not a curated record. The transcript is spliced from 9 exons. Bases 436 to 3204 code for a protein of 922 amino acids.